AUGGACCCAGGCUUUUCGACAACCCGCCGGUCGCACACACGCAUGAGUGAGGACCGUGUCCUCCUACAGUUGUGCUUCAUUAGAGUUUCCAUCUCAGUUUCCAUGCCACAACAAUCGUCCGUACGUGUGAUUCAUGCUGCCAUCACUCCUCAUCACAUUGCUGAUAGAAGUGCCGCAGGGAAGGGCAAAGUCGACGAGAAAGUGAAUUCGAAGGUGAAGGCGAAGCCACUGCCCCCAGCAGUAAUACCGAGCGUCAGUACUUAUAGAUCCAUAGUCUCUGCAGCGCAGGAGACUGACUUCAUGGCUUUAAUUUUAGGCGACAUGGAUUCCUUUCUCGCCCAAGCCGGUGGGAGUUUGUGCAAGCGCAAAACACGGCCGGAACCUGUAUAUGAUAAGCCGAGAACAUCACCCCCUCGUGCUACUGGCGAUCACAGGGACAGCCAUCCAGAUUAUUUUGAUGCCUUAUCUGACAGAAUUAACGACAAUGGUGUCGGACUGUCAAGUGAUGACCAGUUUCUCAGCCCAAAGGAGAAGAUGAGGAAGGAGGCCAUUGAUAUGACGCCCGCUACCAAGAGGCUUGAACGGAUGAACGUCCAUAGCGGAACGGACGAAGGCGACACGUCAUUUGAAGGCCUGGACAUGGACGUGUUCAUGGACAUCGACGACAAAGACAUCAAUGGCGACAUGUCACUCAAACCGAAGCCAGAAGACUUGAGUGACAAGAAAGUCAAAGAGGAUGACACCCCAUCGUGGCCCUCUGUCUAUGACUCUCUCAGCGUGAUGACCGAUGACACGCUGGGCCCACUCUCCACUUCUACAUCUACAUCUCGACGCAUCGAGGAAGACGAGGCGAGGAACACCUAUGAGACCAAUGUGGUGCCCGAGAUGAAACACGUAUAUGAGGACUUCGAUUGUUUUCACAGGAAGGCCAGCAUCAAGCGCCGGAGAGCAAAGUUCAUCAAGAGGAAGUACGUGUUCGGAGAGAAGGACGUACUGAAAGGGGAGGCACAAUGGAUGAAAGUUGUGCAUGGCUUCGACGAACCACAAAUCUAG
Messenger RNA from Sparassis crispa, 1053 nucleotides. RefSeq lists its product as hypothetical. The transcript has 5 exons. The coding region runs from base 1 to 1053 and encodes 350 amino acids. The record is from RefSeq and is a predicted model, not a curated record. NCBI's taxonomy places the organism in Eukaryota, Fungi, Basidiomycota, Agaricomycetes, Polyporales, Sparassidaceae.